UGUUGCAUCUGUGCGGUGAGAGUCGUUGAGCGCCACAGUAGCAGAAGCGCACGCUGUGUUAUUAUCAUGUCUCAGUUUAAAUACUGGAGACGCCUGUCUAUUCUCUACUGAAACACAGCCUGCCGCGUAAAGACGGAAUUCCUUUUUAUUGCGAACAAACGAGACUCGUUGAAAUCAGUUUGUCUGUCGUGUGUCUGACAUUAAUUUGAGAUUAAAAUGGUCAUCAAGGUUUACACCGCCUCCUCAACUGGCUCUAUCGCGGUGAAAAAGCAUCAGCAGGCAGUGGUAGGUUUCUUGGAGGCUAAUCGAAUCAGCUUCCAGGAAGUAGACAUUACCAUGCUGGAGGAGCAGAGGCAGUGGAUGUACCGUAACAUCCCGAGUGACAAGCAGCCAGAGAAAGGCAACCCGCUGCCUCCACAGAUCUUCAAUGAUGAUCACUACUGUGGGGACUACGAAGACUUCUUCCAGUCAAAGGAGGACAACGCUGUGUUGUCAUUCCUUGGGCUCAGUGCCCAGCCCUCAGUGAAAGAUUCUGAGUCAUAGCUGAGAUCAUACUGCUGGUGUGUGAAGUCCAGGGACCCUAAACUACGAGGACCAAAACUGCAUUGCUUCCUGUGUUGCAUCCCCUCUUCUCCUACGUUCCUCCUUCUUCGGAGCCAGCACUAUGUCAAACAUCAGACUCCAUGGAUCUCCCCCUAAACGAUCUCUCCUGACUCUUUAAACGCUCAAUCCACAUCACUUAAGUCUCCAAGUGUCUGAAGCUCAAAUGAGACUCAAUCAAAGAAAGGGGAUUCAGUUUAUGAUGGAUCAUGUUUCCUUUUUUCAUGUUUAACACACUGUCACAACAAUCUAUCAGUAGCAUCAAUUCUGAGCAAACUAGAUGUAGCAGCUUUUGCAUCAGUGGACCAGUUGCCUAUAGUGGUUGUACAAGGCAGUAGAUGAGGAAUAUGAUGAGGUGCAGUUCAAGUCACAUGAACACACAACCCUUGUGUGUGUAUGCCUUACUGUCUGUGUUUAUGUGUGAGUGUGUGUUCUUCAAUCAGCAGCUGUUAAUAAUAGCUGUGUUUCUGGAGGGAGGAUGAGAGUCAGCACUUAAUUCAUUAAACAACUCAAUGUCUAGUCAUCA
Molecule: messenger RNA, 1126 nt
Organism: Eleginops maclovinus (Patagonian blennie)
Lineage: Eukaryota; Metazoa; Chordata; Actinopteri; Perciformes; Eleginopidae
Gene: sh3bgrl2
Product: SH3 domain binding glutamate-rich protein like 2
Exons: 4
Coding region: 217-543 (108 amino acids)
Cellular component (GO): cytoplasm
Source: RefSeq, a predicted model, not a curated record